GAUUUUCCAGCCGUUAUUUUCUCUGUCACGCGCUUUGCAAGGCGGCUGGCGGGCGCAAAAGUGGCGCAAAGGAGAGCAAUUCGGUUCGGCCGUCGGCGUCACCCCUGCGCCGCAACGUCGUUCACAUCGACUCUCUCCUUGCCAUCGAGGGAGUCGUCAUCGGGUGCUGUUCGCGUCCGAAGUGUCCCCAAGUUUGGACCGCAGGCAAAAACGACAAUUACAAAGACGGAGUGCGUAAGUCCGUGUUGGCCAGCGCGAGGGCGGGGAGGGAGGGACAAAAUUAAGAAGAUCGAUCCUUCCUAAAUCGGACCAUCGAGAGAAUGGUUCGUGCCUUGUACACCACCCUGGCGAUCGGCCUCGCCCUUACCGUUUACGUUGAGCUUCCGAGAACUGUUUUGGCCAUCGACUUGAGUCGCUUUUACGGCCACUACAAGACUAAAAGAACCGGUGAGCCAUGCCACCCGUACGAGCCAUUCAGGUGCCCAGGGGAUGGAGUUUGUAUUUCGAUACAAUAUUUAUGCGAUGGUGCUCCCGAUUGUCAAGACGGUUACGAUGAAGACUCACGUUUAUGUACAGCCGCUAAAAGACCACCUGUGGAGGAAACAGCUAGCUUCUUACAAUCUCUUAUAUCAAGCCACGGACCUAAUUACCUUGAAAAAUUAUUUGGCAGCAAGGCAAGAGAUUCACUUCAACCUCUAGGUGGUGUUAACAAGGUGGCCAUCGCACUUUCUGAAUCUCAGACGAUUGAGGAUUUCGGAGCAGCUUUACACCUGAUGCGAUCGGAUUUGGAGUACUUGCGGUCGGUGUUUAUGGCGGUGGAAAACGGCGACCUUGGCAUGCUAAAGUCCCUCGGGAUCAAGGACUCCGAAUUAGGUGACGUGAAAUUCUUCCUGGAAAAGCUCGUCAACACCGGCUUUCUCGACUGAAUGUCAACCCGACUUCGGACUCAACAUCAACAAUUCGGCUUAUUUGGAAUUUUUAUUCUUCUCAUAUUUCUGAUAAUCGGCAAAUCAAGAAAUCUACCUCAGUGAAAAUUUACAAUUUUAAAAAUUAAAAAAGUGAUUUUAUUUACAGUGUUGUCGGGUCCGCUUUCAAAAUUUUCCAUAAUUCAAAAUCAAAGGAUUCUCCUAAAUGAAGACAAAAGAUUGCUAAGCUCAAGGAUUAACUCUAAUGGAUGCAAAUUUUUAAUCACUUACAACAUUCGUAUAUCUCGUGUAGUUAACUUUCCGCAUUUUUGCAUGAAAACAAAAAAAAGUAAUUUUACAAUGAAGAGAGAUUUGGGGUAAUAUAAUUAUAUUUAUUAAACAAUGCGAUGCCUAAGACGAUAGUGAAAAAAGAUGAAAAAAAGAAAGAAACUUAUUGCAACUUAAUACCCAACGAGAUUCUAUCUCACAGUGGGACAUUGAACAGAUUUAUUGUUCUUAAGUGACACAGUUCACCUACAAUCGAUAAUCUCUCCUGCAAUAGUGUGUGUGAGAGAGGUUUGUGUGACAAUCUUCCGCACGGAAAACAAGAGAGACUUUCCUCAAUGAUUCAGAAUAAAUCAAUGGACUUUUCUUAAUAUUCUGAUAAGCGGGAAAUAUCUCUCGAAUGUUUUUUACUGGAAAUAAACGACAGGAGCUUUUUACCAGACGGUAAAAAAUUAUUUGUCUCCAAAAAAAGAGAUUUUUAUCAUCUUCAAAAGAGUCGUGCCUCGUUCUCGCAAAUGCGAAGGUUGCUUCCAAGAGUCAAUUUUAACGAGCUUUUCCUGAUAAAAUUUUUUCUUGACUUUGUUUCCUUUUUUUCACUGUCACUCCAAUUUGAACUAAUGACUUUGGAGUGAGUUUGGAGUGACAUUUUUAUAGUGAAAUCCUAGUGAUUUUGUUUUCUUAGACAGUGAUUUUAAUGAGUGCUGUUGUUUUUUUUUUAGAAAAAAUAGAAUUGUCUUAGUUAAUAACUACUGUUGAUAACACUGGAUCUUUUUUGAUAAGGAACAGAUGUUUCUGAUGAAAAGAAAGCGUUAAGCUUUAACUUUGACAAUCAUUGUAAAUUGCUAUACCUUGAAUUGAGUUUUUGACUCUUCUUUCGAUGUCGACUCAUGGACACAUCGUCGCGAGAUAAAAUCGUCGAUUCAGAAAGAUCGUUGACAGGAAUAACAAAAAUCAACGAUCUAGGGUCAAAAGGCCAAGGAUUGCAGAUAGCAAUCUUAUUUAAAAUAACCAAUCCACCCAUGAAGACAUAUCAUAGUUCUAUUAUAAAAGGCCUGCUACGCGAUUGUAUCGCAGCCUCGAUUCAAAUAAUGAAAACAUAUCAUGAUACUCAUUAAAUCACUCGCUCCUCUUCAGGGUAAAUUUUCCAGACCAACCCUCUGGAAUUCCAUAAUCUUAAAAAGGUCUCUUAAUUCUCAGAAAAUUAAACAAAACACUUGUUUGGUAAUUAAUUUUUAAAAGACCUUUUUAGGAUUUAAAAAAAGGCAUUAACGCCAAGAAAUGAAAAAUUCUCUUGAAGUGAGAUUUCCGCUUUUGGAUAUGUGAAAAAGAAUUGCAGUCUCUCAUUAAAUGUUGAGAGGUCAUAUGAAUUCAAGUGCGAAUUUCCUCAAGGCUUUUUCAAAUGAGCGAGUGAAUUUUUGAGUAUUUUUUUCGGAGGAAAAAGAAAAGGAAUAUAUCGUAGUUAAUCAAGGUUCUCUGUUUGAGACCUCAAAGAAAUACAUUUGUCAAAUAAUGAUAAAUGUUAUUUUGCUAUAAUAUAAAACAAAAGGCUCUCUUAAGCCACUUAAUUGUGUAAUCAGAAGAGAGAUGAUUAUUACUACUACUAUUAUUAUUAUUAAAAUUUAUUGUCUGGAAUGAGAAAAUUAGAAAUUAGAAAUUCUGCGAAAAUAUGGUAUUUUGUGUAACAAUUUACAAACCAUAAUAAUGAAUCAUAGACGAGAGAGUCAACUUUUUUUUUGGAAGACAAAUAUGAGUAUCAAUAAUUUUAUUUCUAUAUAAUUUUUGUAUAUUUAACGAACGAAUAAACCGUAAGGAUUUUUAUCGUUUGUUAAAUAUACAAUUUUAUUCGUUAAAUGAUCUUUAUUUAAACAUUCGUUUUUAUUAUAUUGUUUUCAUUUCGUUAAUUGAAUACUUUUAUGUUUUAGAAGAGAAAUUUUCCUCUUAAAACAAAAAUCAUUUUUUUUUCGGUCAAAUGUUUUUCUUAUUAUUAGAUAUUACCUAUUGUUAUUAAAUUUUGUUUUAUUUUUCGAUGUUUAUCAUUUUUUUAUUUUUGUCUUCGAGGGAUACGUGGAAGCACUCAUAGUCCAAAAUAGGGCCUUGGCUUAUGAAGAAUAUGAAAGUGUGAAUAUAGAUUCAAAAAUAGGGUAUAAGAUUUUUCAUUUAAAAAAAAUGUUCAAAAAAUAAAAAAAAAUUGAUUAAAAUGAUUAAUUGUAAGAGUAAAUGAUAAGUAAUUAAAUUUCGAGAAAGUAAGGAAUCUAUUUUCUCAAUUUUAUAGAUCGCUUCCAAGUAAGUCACAAAGACGAAGUAA
Messenger RNA from Leptopilina heterotoma, 3495 nucleotides. RefSeq names its product prohormone-4. Bases 321 to 926 code for a protein of 201 amino acids. The transcript has 4 exons. Gene Ontology annotation, molecular function: protein binding. Lineage: Eukaryota; Metazoa; Arthropoda; Insecta; Hymenoptera; Figitidae. The record is from RefSeq and is a predicted model, not a curated record.